Molecule: messenger RNA, 1659 nt
Organism: Oncorhynchus mykiss (rainbow trout)
Lineage: Eukaryota; Metazoa; Chordata; Actinopteri; Salmoniformes; Salmonidae
Source: RefSeq, a predicted model, not a curated record
GGGAUAUUCUGGUAGGACGUAUGCCUGCCAUUAGUUCUGAAUACUGGUGAGGUUUUGCGGGCAAAAUGGCCGUGAUGAUUGGAAUUGCUUUCAGGUGAUUGGUCUCCUGCACUGGGUUCUAAUGCAGCAUUGCUCUAUGCAGGAUCACUUAGGUCUCUAGGAUAUGGCAAUUAUAAGUUUCCAACAGCUCAAAUGCAAGUGCAAUAGAAACAUCCGGCCGCCAUCCUGCGGAAGGAACUGGCUCCCAUGUCCCAGCAACUUCAGCGAGUGUGGUAACCAGCUCAAAUGCCCCAGAAUCAACUAGCCACUGAACUUCAGAAGUGGAAGCAGCUGACUGCCAUGAACCAGCAAUUGUGGCAUCCAGCUCCAAUACCCCUGCAGCAGAAGCAACCGGCCGCAGAAUCUCAGCAGCAGAGGAAACUAACACCUGUGCCCCAGCAAGUGUGGCAUCCAGCUCACAUGCAGCAGAAGGAACCGACUGCCGUGCCCCAGCAAGUGUGGCAUCCUUCUCAAAUGCCCCUGCAGCAGAAGCAACCGACCGCCGUUCCCCAGCAAGUGUGGCAUUCAGCUCAAUUUCCCCAGCAGAAGCAACUGGCCCCUACGCCUCUACUGCAGAAGGAACCAACCACCAUAGCCCAGCAACCUCAGCAGGUGUUGCAUCCAGCUCAAAUGCUGCAGAAGGAACAUGGCACUAAUCCUAAACAAGUGUGGCAUUCAGCUCAAUUUCCCCAGCAGAAGCAACUGGCCCCCAUGCCGCCACUGCAGAAGGAACCAACCACCAUAUUCCAGCAACUUAAGCAGGUGUGGACUCCAGCUCAAAUGCCCAAGAAGCGACCAGCCACUGAACCUCAGCAGCAGAAGCAACCAUCCACCAUGCCCCAGCCAGCGUGGCAUCCAUCUCAAAUGCCCCUGCAGCAGAAGCAACCGGCCACACUGAACCUCAGCAGGAACUGACCGCCAUGCCCCAGCAAGUGUGGUAUCGCGCUAAAAUGCUCCAGCAGCAAAAUCAUCCGCCCGCCAUGCCACAGAAGCAACAGGCCUCAAUUCCCCAGCAGCCUCCGCUCGUGUGGCAUCCAGCUCAAAUGCCCCAGCAGCAACCGAACCCCAUUUCUCAGCAAUUAUGGCAUGUAGCCCAAAUGCCCCAGCAGCAACUGGUCCCAAUGUCUCAGCAGAAGCACUACGAAAGCACUGAAGAUGGCGCCUCUCGUAGUUCUCAGUUCCAAAUCCGUUCCAAAUUGCACUACGAGAAUGGAAAAACUGUCUUCUCCCAAACCCGCUACACUCCUAGGGAGGCUAUGCCUAUUGACAGUGGAAAUGCUCCCAAUGACAGUGUUGGCAUAUUUGAACCAAGCACAUACCCACCACUAGUAAAGGAUCCUACAAGGUAACAUACAAAUUUAAAUUGGGUCUUAACUUUGCUCUCUGAAUUUGAAGUCCUUUUUACGAACCAUGUUUCUGCCAACAGGAAAAUUUAAUGGUGGAUUCAUCCUUUAGAAGCUGAUGGUGAGACUUUUUUAAUGUCAAAUUGAUGACAUAAGUUUCUGUUGCUGACACUGUUCUAAUUUCUUUCAGGUUUCAGUCAUGCUUUUUUGACCAGGAAGGUUCCGGUGUUCUUGCUACUCUUGCAUGACUGAAUCAAUAAACAAUUUUACUUUCCAA